AUGAACCAGUUUAAAGAGUUUGGACUUCAUGCUAUGGGCACAGAGGGUAUUCAUGUUGUGAGCAGUGGAAUGAUGGAGAGUGCUUAUGCAGGCAAGGAUUUAGAGGAGCAGUUGCGGUCUGUGUCGAGUGUCGAUGAACUCAUGUCUGUACUCUACCCAGAAUAUUGGAAAAUGUACAAAUGUCAGCUGAGGAAAGGAGGCUGGCAGUAUAAUAAAGAACAGCCCAAGCUCAACACAAGGGCAGAAGAGACUGUAAAGUUUGCCGCAGCUCACUACAAUGCAGAAAUCCUGAAAAGUAUUGAUAAUGAGUGGAGAAAAACGCAAUGCAUGCCACGGGAGGUGUGUAUAGAUGUGGGGAAGGAGUUUGGAGCAGCAACAAACACCUUCUUUAAACCUCCAUGUGUGUCCGUCUACAGAUGUGGGGGCUGCUGCAACAGUGAGGGGCUGCAGUGCAUGAACACCAGCACGGGCUUCCUCAGCAAGACGUUGUUUGAAAUUACAGUGCCUCUCUCUCAAGGCCCCAAACCAGUAACUAUCAGUUUUGCCAAUCACACUUCCUGCCGAUGCAUGUCUAAACUGGAUGUUUACAGACAAGCCCACUCAAUUAUUAGACGCUCCCUGCCAUCAGCAUUACCACAGUGUCAGGCUGCCAACAAGACGUGCCCCACAAAUUACAUGUGGAAUAGUCACAUCUGCAGGUGCCUGGCGCAGCACGACUUUAUGAUGUCCUCAAAUGCUGGCGAUGAUGGACUCCGUGGCAUCUGUGGCCCCAACAAGGAGCUAGAUGAAGAUACCUGCCAGUGUGUGUGCAAAGGGGGCCUUCGGCCUUCCAGCUGUGGACCCCAUAAAGAAAUAGACAGGAACUCAUGCCAGUGUGUGUGUAAAAACAAACUUUUCCCCACCUCAUGCGGAGCCAACAGAGAAUUUGAUGAAAACACAUGCCAGUGUGUGUGUAAAAGAAGCUGUCCAAGAAAUCAACCACUAAAUCCUUUAAAAUGUGCCUGUGAAUGUACAGAAAAUCCACAGAAAUGCCUGUUACAAGGAAAGAAAUUCCAGUAUCAGACGUGCAGUUGCUACAGACGACCGUGUACAAAUCGACUGAGACAUUGCGAGCAGGGACUUUCAUUUAGUGAAGAAGUAUGUCGCUGUGUCCCUUCAUAUUGGAAACGACCACAUGUGAACUGAGAUCCUACUGUUUUCCAGUUCAUCAUUUUUCUACCAGGAAAAAAAAAAUGGCGGUUACCACAUCAGAACUGUCUGGGAACACAGAGACCUUGUGGGACCAUGGUGACAAAGAUAAAAGUCUGUUUUUAACCGUGUGGAUAAUUUUACAGAAAUGGACUGGAACUCAACUGUAAAAGGCCUCUUUUAAAGACUGGUUUUCUGCCCAACAGCUGAGAUUUUGUGAUUUUUUUUAAGAAGAAAGAAUAAUGACUAUAUAAUUUAUUUCCACUAAAAUAUUGUUUCUGCAUUCAUUUGUAUAGCAAUAACAAUGGCAAAGCUCACUAUUUUGAUCAAUAUUUUUAUAACAUGCAAAUAUGUUUAAAAUAAA
Octodon degus (degu) is the source of this 1552-nucleotide messenger RNA. It is a transcript of the gene Vegfc, whose product is annotated as vascular endothelial growth factor C. The record is from RefSeq and is a predicted model, not a curated record. The transcript has 7 exons. Gene Ontology annotation, cellular component: membrane. Gene Ontology annotation, molecular function: chemoattractant activity; growth factor activity; vascular endothelial growth factor receptor 3 binding. NCBI's taxonomy places the organism in Eukaryota, Metazoa, Chordata, Mammalia, Rodentia, Octodontidae. The coding region runs from base 1 to 1185 and encodes 394 amino acids. Gene Ontology annotation, biological process: vascular endothelial growth factor receptor signaling pathway; positive regulation of mast cell chemotaxis; response to hypoxia.